This is a messenger RNA of Eriocheir sinensis (Chinese mitten crab), 6300 nucleotides long. RefSeq names its product DNA topoisomerase 2-alpha-like (gene Top2). The coding region runs from base 680 to 5494 and encodes 1604 amino acids. NCBI's taxonomy places the organism in Eukaryota, Metazoa, Arthropoda, Malacostraca, Decapoda, Varunidae. Gene Ontology annotation, cellular component: nucleus. The record is from RefSeq and is a predicted model, not a curated record. Gene Ontology annotation, molecular function: DNA binding; DNA topoisomerase type II (double strand cut, ATP-hydrolyzing) activity; ATP binding. The transcript is spliced from 30 exons. Gene Ontology annotation, biological process: sister chromatid segregation; DNA topological change; resolution of meiotic recombination intermediates.
CCGGGGAGAGUGAGGGAGAGGAAGUGAGAGGAGAUAGAGAGAGGCAGACAGGAAAAGAAGAGAGGAAAAUAGCUCGAACUGAAAAGCAUGUGGCGAGUAUAUAAGGAAACACGAACACUGUAACGCAGAACGUGAUGAGAAGAAUAGGAGGGAAAUAAAGAACAGGAUUGACAGGACGCAAAAACAAAUAAAUUAUAACCCUGACCCACAUGAAAACAAUAUCGCCUGAGAGCUAGAAACGAAGAAAGAUAAUCAACGCAUACAAAAGGCAGGAAGCUCAAGGAGUAAAGACCUAUGAAGCGGUACAGAGGGUCAGAGAGGAGGAAGAAGAAGGCUACGGCUGGCAGUGUCUGGAGCAACGUUGCCGGAUUAUCGUACUCAGCAUCCUUUUUACCGGUUUCUGACCCAUAACUAUUGCCAAGAAACACCAAUAAUUAACCAUUUUAACGAUAACGCUAUAUAAAACCAGUUAAAAGGAUGGAGGAGACAGUUUGAGGGUUGGAAAUGUGUAAAUAUAAGAACCGGACCACGACCAUUUGCCAACGUUGUUCUGGACGCCGCCGCCGCCGCUUUGAACGUUAGGCGCGGAAGGGGGUUUAUUUCUGCCGUUUUUUUCUGUGUUAGAGAAUCAGUUUGGCGGCAGUGCUCAGGAAUUGGCUCUUACAGUACCCGCGGCAGCAUGGAUGACUUUGCACCGCUUCGGACGCUGCCAAACAAUGUGGGCGGCACCCAGGAAAAUGCCCCUAAAAAGAAAGGCAAAACCACGGUGGAGUCCGUCUACCAAAAGAAGACUCAGCUGGAGCACAUUCUACUCCGUCCUGACACCUACAUCGGUUCUGUGGAGUUUGUGACAGAACUGAUGUGGGUCUAUGACAGGGAACAAGAGAAGAUAGUGCAGAAAGAAAUUGCCUAUGUGCCUGGCCUCUACAAGAUCUUUGAUGAAAUCUUGGUGAAUGCUGCUGACAACAAACAGAGAGAUCCUAAAAUGGACACCAUCAAGGUUGACAUUGACUCGGAGAACAAUCAGAUAUCCAUAUACAACAAUGGUAAGGGGAUUCCUGUGGUGAUGCAUAAAGAAGAAAAGAUGUAUGUCCCCACCAUGAUCUUUGGGCACCUCCUCACCUCUUCUAACUACAAUGAUGAGGAGCAGAAGGUGACUGGCGGACGUAACGGUUAUGGUGCCAAGCUUUGCAACAUCUUCAGCAGCAAAUUCACUGUCGAAACGGCCUCUGAAGAGUACAGCUUGAAUUAUAAACAGAGCUGGGCUGAAAACAUGAGCAAGGCCAGUGAGCCAAAGGUUAAGAACUUUGGCGGGGACGAUUACACAAAGGUCACAUUUUCGCCUGACCUUAAAAAGUUCAAAAUGGAUUCUCUGGAUCAAGACAUUGUGUCUCUCAUGUCCCGGAGAGCCUAUGAUAUUGCUGCCUCCACCAGGGGCGUGAAGGUGUUCCUUAAUGGCAAGCGUGUUGCUAUUAAAAGUUUUAAGGAUUAUGUGGACCUGUACCUGAAGGAUAAGGUUGAUGAUGCCGAUAAUCCUGUGAAGCCAGUUUAUGAGAAUGUGAAUGCUAGGUGGGAGGUGGCAGUUGCCCUCUCCGAUAAGGGUUUCCAGCAGAUGUCCUUUGUUAACAGCAUCGCUACCACGAAGGGAGGACGACAUGUUGACCAUGUGACUGACUUGCUGGUAAAGAACCUGACUGAGUCUCUGAAGAAGAAAAAUAAAAGUGGUGUGCAAAUUAAGCCCUUCCAGAUUAAAAAUCACCUGUGGGUCUUUGUAAACUGUUUGAUUGUUAAUCCAACAUUUGAUUCUCAAACCAAAGAAAACAUGACCCUCCAGGCCAAGAGCUUUGGAUCGAAGUGUACUUUUUCAGAUAAGUUUACCAAUAGUGUGAUGAAGUGUGGGGUGGUGGAGGCAGUGAUGGCCUGGGCAAGGUUCAAGCAACAAGCUCAACUACAGUCCAAGUGUGCUAGCAAGAAGCACAAUAAGAUUAAAGGUAUCCCCAAGCUGGAGGAUGCCAACGAUGCAGGGACAAAGGACUCCUCCAGGUGCACGCUCAUCCUCACUGAGGGAGACUCAGCCAAGACGCUGGCUGUGGCAGGGCUCGGUGUGGUGGGCAGGGACAGGUUCGGUGUCUUCCCUCUCAGAGGUAAACUGCUUAAUGUACGUGAAGCCUCCCAUAAGCAGAUUUUGGAGAAUGCAGAAAUUAACAAUAUUAUCAAGAUUCUUGGUCUGCAGUACAAGAAGAAAUAUGAAAGUGAUGCAGACAUGAAGACUCUGCGAUAUGGCAAGCUCAUGAUCAUGACAGAUCAGGAUCAGGAUGGUUCCCACAUCAAGGGUCUGCUGAUCAACUUCAUCCACCACAACUGGCCAACCUUGCUCCACCGAGAUUUCAUGGAGGAGUUCAUCACCCCUAUUGUUAAAGCCUCCAAGGGAGGGCAUGAGAUCCCCUUCUACUCCCUGCCAGAGUUUGAGGAGUGGAAGAAGUCAAGAGACAAUUGGCACACCUACAAGAUAAAGUACUACAAAGGUUUGGGUACUUCGACCUCAAAGGAGGCGAAGGAAUACUUUGUGGACAUGAUUCGUCACCGAAUUGUUUUCAAUUACAGUGGAGCACAGGAUGACCACGCCAUUCAGAUGGCGUUCAGCAAAAAGGCUGUGGAGCAGCGCAAGGAGUGGCUGAAAGGCUGGAUGGAGGAGUGUAAGCGUCGCAAGGAGCUGGGACUGCCGGAUAUUUACCUCUACGAGAAGAACACUCGCUCUGUCUCCUACACUGACUUUGUCAACAAGGAACUCGUUCUGUUCUCCAACUUGGACAAUGAACGUUCCAUCCCCUGCUUGGUGGAUGGGCUAAAACCUGGCCAGAGAAAGGUACUGUAUACUUGCAUAAAGCGAAAUGACAAGCGUGAAGUCAAGGUGGCUCAGCUUGCUGGCUCUGUGGCUGAGCACUCUGCAUACCACCACGGUGAAGCCUCCCUCAUGUCCACCAUCAUCAACUUGGCCCAGGACUAUGUAGGCUCCAACAACAUCAAUCUGCUCCAGCCCAUCGGUCAGUUUGGAACAAGGCUGCAGGGUGGCAAGGAUUCUGCCAGUCCCAGAUACAUCUUCACGAUGCUGAGCAAGGUGGCCCGUGCCAUCUUCCACCCCCACGAUGAGCCGCUGCUGAAGUAUAACUAUGAUGACAACCAGCGCAUUGAGCCUGAGUGGUACAUCCCUAUCAUCCCCAUGGUGCUGGUGAAUGGGGCUGAUGGCAUUGGCACUGGCUGGAGCACCAAGAUCCAUAACUAUGACCCAAGGGAGAUUGUCAAGAACAUCAAGAGAAUGCUGAACGGGGAGGAGCCAGAGAAGAUGAAACCCUGGUUCAAAGGGUUUAAGGGUACCAUAGAGGAGAUGGACGCCCAGCGGUACCUGGUUCACGGUGAAGUGGCUGACAUAGGCAACAACAAGUUUGAGAUCACUGAGCUGCCAGUUCGUGUAUGGACACAAGCUUACAAGGAGGCGGUAAUGGAGCCAUUCCUUCAGGGCAGUGACAAGACCCCAGCCAUAAUCAAUGACUACAAGGAGUAUCACACUGACACAACAGUACGCUUUGUUGUUACCAUGAGUGAUGAUAAAUUCCAGAAGGCUUUGGGUGAUGGUGUGCACAAGACCUUCAAACUACAAUCUUCCAUGAGCACCUCCUGCAUGGUUCUCUUUGACCACAACGGUGUCCUUCGGAGAUAUGACUCGGUGGAAGAGAUCUUGAGGGAGUUCUUUGACCUCCGCCUUCAGUACUACACCAAGAGGAAGGCGUACCUGGUGGGGAUGCUGGAGGCUGAGACAUGCAAGCUGUCCAACCAGGCAAGAUUCAUCAUGGAAAAGUGUGACGGCACGCUGGUGAUUGAAAACAAAAAGAAAAAGGAAAUGAUUGCCGAGCUCCAGAGGAAGGGCUUUGACUCAGACCCCGUCAAGGCUUGGAAGAAACUUCAGGACCUGAAUGCUGCAUUGGAAGAAGAACAGCAGGGUGAGGACGACACUGAGGAGGAGGAGGAUUCAAAGGGACCCGACUUUGACUACCUGCUGGGCAUGCAGAUGUGGUCGCUGACUCUGGAAAGGAAGAAUGUGCUACUCAAGAACCGUGAUGACAAGAGGCAGGAGCUGAAGGUGCUGAAGGAAAAGUCUCCAGAACUACUAUGGACUACAGAUCUGGAAAAUUUCCUAGAGCUGCUGGAUGCUGUUGAGGCUGAGGAACUAGAAGGUGGAAAGAUGACAAAGAAGUCCAGAAAGAAAAAGGGAAAAGAUGAUGAUGACGAUGAUGAGGACUUCCAGGUUGGCAAAGGAUCUAAGAAGAAGCCCAAGAAGCGAGGAAGUAAUUCGGCAACAGAUGCUAAUGAAACAAAGCCCUCAGCCUUUGGAGAGAGAAUAGUGCCUCUCAUCGAUGCAGAGCUUAAAAAGAAGUUUGAGAAGGCUGCGGCUCUCAAGGAGAAGGGGAAGAAGGGCAAGAGAGAAUCAAAGGAGUCAGGUGACCCAGAUGAGUUUGAUGACCUAGUGUCCACAAUGACGGGCAAGUCUCUGUCUGCUCGGCUCGGCAACUCCCCUGAUAUGAUAUUAAAGAAAGCGAAGGCAAAGAAGGCUGGUGAUGGACUGAAGCAGACUAAGAUCAGCUUCAAGAAGAAGAGCCCAAAGAAGAAGGGUAAAGGCUCCUCAGAUGAAGACAGUGACGUCAUGAGUGAUGUGUCUGUGGAGCUCCAGCCUCGUGAACGCUCCACAUCUAGAAGGGCUGCAGCUGCAAAGGUGAAGUACACUGGAGACGAGAGCAGCAACAGCAGUAGUGGAGAGGAGGAGUUCCAUGACAAUGUUGGGGUGGAGGAGCCUGACAUGGUUGUGAGCAACAGCAUAUUAGAGGAUUCAGUGGCAGACAAAAAGGAUGCAGUGAUAGUCAGUGAUACAGAUUCUGAAUUUGAAGAGAAGCCAAAGAAGAAGCAUAAACCAGCUCCUCCCCCACCACCACCACAAGAGAAGCCAACUGCUUCGGAUCUCUUUGACUCCAUGAUGACGGGAUCCUCAUUCUCCGCAGAAGCCACCAGUAGUGGCAAUGAAUUGGCGCCCCCUAAGAAGCGAGCAGUACAAAAUGUGGACAGCAGCGACGAUGAGCCCAAACCCAAGAAAAAGUCAGGGCCAAAGAAAACUGCCACAGUCACCUUCCCUAAUGACGGUGAUGCCCCCAAGCAGAGGAAAAAGCCGGCGCCCAAGAAGAAGGCCCUUGCAAAACCUGCUGACAUGUCUGAUGAUGACGAUAUCCCGCAGCCCAAGAAAAAGCCUGGCCCCAAGAAGACAGCAGCUGCCAAAAAGAAGGCUGGCUCUGACUCUGAUGACAUGUUUGAGGACUUUUCCAGCGGUAAGAUUGCUAACAAAGAUGUAGACUUUGACCAGCCACCACCCCGGGAACGCCCAGGCCGGCAGAGGAAGGCCCCCAUUGUGUAUACUAUGAGUGAUGAUGAUUCAGAUGAAGACUAUUAGAUGGAACGUGAAGCUUCUUUCUAGGGUGAUUGAUCUUUGCCACAUGGCUGCUUGACAUCCACGGCAGUCAGUGGAUGGUCGGGGUGGGGUGGGGUGGGGGGGUGGGGGGGGGACUCUUUCUGGACACCACGCAGUGUUUUAAAGGUUUCAUACUUUUUUUAAUCCGUUUUUAUUUUUAUUUUUUUUAUUUAAUUUAUGUAUAUAUUUGAAGUGGAGUCUUGUCAUUAAAAAAGAAAUGAAGAAAUUUGGUGGACUUCCCUCAAGAGAUGUUUUUAAUUCAGCAAGUACAAAAGGCUGGUGAGAAAGUUGAGACGUAGUAAAUUGUUUCUGAUUAGAGUAUUAGUAUUUUUGUAAUCAGUGUCUUGGUGGUACAUAUGCAUAUAAAUAUAUAUACAUGGACUGCAUAGUUCAUGCAAGAAAUUUUUGCAGUAUUUUUUAAACUAGUAAUGGGUGAAAAAUACUGAACAGAACAACUUUGUAGAUACACUGCUCAGAUAAUGGUCUUAUUUAUUUUGUCAUUAUUUUUUACAAUAUUUUUAUAAUUUAUUUUUAAUGACAGGGCACAAACUAUACGUACCUUCGUUUCUCAUUCAAAUUUAGGACGUCAUGAAGUGAUCUUAUUUUUGCAAUAUAGUACAUAAUCAUACAGGUGGAUAUAUGUUUUCAUUUGUAGUUGUGUCACUUUGUCGGUGAAGAUAGUAUUAUAAGAUAUUUUAUGUAACUCUUGAUACUAUUGAAGCAACAGUAGUGUCGGAACCUUGAUAUUUCUGCUGUCUGUUUUUAAAAAUAAAGUAGUAUACUUACAA